Messenger RNA from Aspergillus calidoustus, 873 nucleotides. The record is from the annotation of a GenBank genome assembly. Lineage: Eukaryota; Fungi; Ascomycota; Eurotiomycetes; Eurotiales; Aspergillaceae.
AUGGCCUCAUUCAAUUCGCUCAUGCCCUCAGGGGCCAGGAGCAUGCUGUCAAUAUGCCGCUCUCCGCUCCGUCAAGGGUCAAUAGCGGCUCCUCUUUUCUCCAGCUAUCAGCAGGUCCGAGGAAAGGCCUCAGCUCCGCAGAAGGGCGGCAAGAAGGCCAAGGACAAGGGAAAAGCCGCUGCUGAUAAGAAGAAGAAGGGCCCGAGAGACUAUGCGCAGGUGGACUUGUCCCAGAUGGAGCAGUUCGCGCUCUGCGACGCUAUGAGAUACAUCCGUGCAUUCGAGGUUGGCCGGGAGCCCGCGAACGCCAAGUACGAAGUCCACAUCCGAUUGAAGUCCAAGCGAGACGGCCCAGUCAUCCGCAACAUGAUCCGAUUCCCCCAUUCCGUGCAGACCGAGUCCCGGAUUUGCGUUAUCUGCCCGCCCGGCUCACGAAUUGCCAAGGAGGCCCUCGCAGCUGGAGCGGUUCUGGUUGGAGAGCAGGAGGUCUUUGAGGUUGUCAAGAGCGGCCGCAUCGAGUUCGACCGAUGCCUGUGUCACCCGGACAGUGUGGACGCGAUGAACAAGGCUGGGCUGGGAAGGAUCCUUGGUCCUAGAGGCCUGAUGCCGAACGUGAAGAUGGGUACGAUUGUUGAAGAUGUGGCUGCGCGUGUCGAGGAUCUCCGUGGCGGUACGGUAUACAGGGAGCGUGAUGCGGUUAUUCGACUUGCUAUCGGGCAAUUAGCCUUUACUCCGGAGCAGCUGCGGGACAACCUCCGAGCCACCAUCGAUCAGGUGAAGAAGGACGCUUCCGCCAUCACGGACAAGUUUACAAAGGAGAUUUACGAAAUUGUGAGUUCUGCAAACAUGAUACUGCUGGACGUUGCUAACUAG